This is a messenger RNA of Actinia tenebrosa (Australian red waratah sea anemone), 780 nucleotides long. RefSeq lists its product as uncharacterized. Lineage: Eukaryota; Metazoa; Cnidaria; Anthozoa; Actiniaria; Actiniidae. The record is from RefSeq and is a predicted model, not a curated record.
UAUGUUUAUCUGAAAAAAGUUCCCCACUCCAACUAUACUUCCUUGUCCAUUCGAAAUUUUCCAAUCAUCAAACAGUCUAWUAUUAGUUUCCAAUUUCCGAGAAAAACGGGAGUGCUACGCAGCAAAUACACUUAGUAGAGAUGCAGAGUCUACAAUUUGGAUCCGAGGAAACCUAAAUCCAUGGCUUUAAUCUUUUCUAUCGGUUUCUUACUUGCGUUUUCAGGAGUCGCUUUUGGUUCACACUUCAGAGGAGCCUCGCUUAGCUGGAAGCCCGUGGAUGCCACAAGCAACACAGAUAAGCGGGURAUGAUCUCAUUACGAAUUGCCUGGCGGAGAUCGUACAACCACCGCACAAAAUGUGAUCAAUCCACGAUCAAUUCCGGCCGUCUCAUCGGUCCUAGCGGGUCAAGUCUCGAGUGUCGCUCAGGCUGCAGUGGGUACGUUGGCAGCAUGGAUUUCAAAUGUACAGAUUUCAGCGUGCACGAGAAUUGGUCAGCUGGUGGAAGGAACUACACAUAUGGAUUCUCUGAUAUUCAUCCUCCACUUUACCAGGCCAGUUUUACGGGUGGAGACUGGAUCUACUUGAACAAUGGAGGCGGGAACUGGGAGGUGAGAAUGUACGUUAAUCUGACGAAACGAAGAGACACAGGGCGCAUAAACACAUCACCAAYUACCGCCAUGUCACCGAUCGUCAGACUGCAAUAUGGUUGUCAUCACACUCUUGUAAUACCAGGUAAGUAUACACCUAUUCCAAAAAACGUCGAUCGCUCGGAGAUCUGA